Culex quinquefasciatus (southern house mosquito) is the source of this 1565-nucleotide messenger RNA. RefSeq names its product homeobox protein bagpipe (gene bap). Gene Ontology annotation, molecular function: RNA polymerase II cis-regulatory region sequence-specific DNA binding; DNA-binding transcription factor activity, RNA polymerase II-specific. Gene Ontology annotation, biological process: regulation of transcription by RNA polymerase II; cell differentiation. Bases 149 to 1510 code for a protein of 453 amino acids. Gene Ontology annotation, cellular component: nucleus. The transcript is spliced from 3 exons. The record is from RefSeq and is a predicted model, not a curated record. NCBI's taxonomy places the organism in Eukaryota, Metazoa, Arthropoda, Insecta, Diptera, Culicidae.
UUUUCCACGGCUUGCUGCGAAGAAAAUCCAUCAUUUCCACUCGGGAGCUCGUUAAGUGCGGUCGUGUCUUCGUAGACUACUUGGAUGCAGUGCGUUGAGUAGCUCGGGUUAGUUUGAAGUGUGAGUUUAGUGGGUUUUUGUUCGCGAGAUGAGUUUGACGACUACUUCGACGGCCAAGUCGAUCGCUACGACGCCGUUCUCGAUCAAUGACAUUCUAACUUCGUCGUCGCGGAAUCGGUGUACCGACGCUGACCGUCGCAGUUCGGUAGAGUCGUCCGGAAACGACGAAGAAGAACUUAGUGGGGGUGAGUUGGCCCGGAUGAAGUACUACAAGGGAAGUCCGACAGGUCGGGAACACGCGGAGUUCUACGGGAAGCUCAGCAUGGCCGCGUACUACCAUCAUCAUCAUCACCAUCAUGGGAACAAUAAUAAUAAUGGACCAGCCGGGUUCAACCUGGCCAGUCUGCAUCCGUCGCUGCGGCGGAGUUCGCUGGACUGCUUUAUGGUCCCGGCGGAUCGGUGCCACGGGGCGGAUCCGGAAGAGUUUGAUCGAAGAAGUGGCAGUGGAAGUGAGUGCUACGGAGUUAGAAGGAAGGUUUCGGUGGCGGCGGCAGCAGGUGGUACAAGUUCCGGUGGACGUAACAGUGACAGUCCGUUGGAUAUGCGACGCUCGGCGGACAACGACUCAGAUUGUGACUCCCCGUCCCCGUACGGAACUCCGUAUCCCCACAAUGGCUCCCUACCCUCAACGGAAGACCUCCCGUCCGGAACAACCCGCAAGAAGCGAUCCCGAGCGGCGUUCAGCCACGCCCAGGUAUUCGAGCUGGAGCGUAGAUUCGCCCAGCAAAGAUACCUUUCCGGGCCGGAACGAGCCGAGCUGGCCAAAAGUCUACGGCUGACCGAAACUCAGGUUAAAAUUUGGUUCCAAAAUCGGCGCUAUAAAACCAAGAGGAAGCAGAUUCAACAGCAUGAGGCGGCACUGUUGAGUGCGACGAAAAGGGUUCCGGUGCAGGUGCUAGUGCGGGAGGACGGAAGCUAUGGGCCGGCGACGGUGCUGACCGGACAGCCCCAUUAUGCGUCCGGCCUGGAUCCGGCGCUGCUGAACGUGUAUCGGCAUCAGAUCCAAAUGGCCUACGGCAUGCCCGUCCCGCCGAUGCCCUUCUCGUACUUUUAUCCGUCCAAGCUGCCCGGCUCGAUCCCUCCGUCGAUGAGUGCCGCAGCGGCAGCCGCCGCCGCCGCCGCCUCAUCCAAGCAGCCGCUGAACUUCUCAACGCGCUCACCCGUUUCGGAAAAUGCCACCCCCGACGGCCAUCAUCACGAUCGACGGCAAACGGCGGCGGCAGCGUCGCCUACUGCACACAAAAGUGACGACGAAUUUGAGAGAGAGGGAAGGAAGGGUGCAGAGAGCGCAGAUCGUGGCAGUCCCGUUGGGAGUGUUGGUGGGGAUUGUGAGAUGGUGUCUGUGGGAGGUGACGGGGAGGAGGAGAGUGAAAAUGUGGAGAUUGAUUGAAGGAAGUACUAAGUGUGGAUUUAUCUAGCAAUACCAAAGAAGUGUUAAUUUUAAG